This is a messenger RNA of Dermacentor silvarum, 670 nucleotides long. RefSeq lists its product as uncharacterized. The record is from RefSeq and is a predicted model, not a curated record. The transcript is spliced from 4 exons. NCBI's taxonomy places the organism in Eukaryota, Metazoa, Arthropoda, Arachnida, Ixodida, Ixodidae. The coding region runs from base 21 to 419 and encodes 132 amino acids.
GAAUACACGAUGAAGGUGAGAUGACGACAUACCAAUGCUACCGAAAUGGCACCACAUUCGAGCCACCUUCAGCGCGUGACUUCACCAUCCUGUGGAAAGGCUCGGACAAGCCCGAUAAUGAAGCAGAACUCGUGUGCACGUUCCAGCUUGCCGGCGACAGUGAGAACCAGAGGAUCGAUGUCUCUGCCGAGUACGAAUCACAAGGAGACUACGUCAUUCUAUCAGGAGGCGGUAAACAGGCGCGUCUUUACCAACUCCAGCCUCCAUACAAUGGUGAAGCCUACUACUUCAAGGAAGUGGCUGAUACAGAUGGCUAUACGGUCUUCAAGAUUUACGACACUGACGAGACCUGCACAAAUGCCGAAGCCCUUCGCAGCGAGGUCUGCCCUGAACCGUGCGACUUGGAAUUCGCGCGUUGAAGAUGCCGCUCACACAAUAGCAAGUAUAAUAACGAAAAUAAAGGAAGUAGAGGGAAACCAUGUUAAGUUGUACUUGUAAGAGCGAAGAACUGAUUGAUAAAGUAUUCCACGUUAUGUACCACGAUGUUAUUUUUCGUUUCCUGGGGCUUUGAGGAUUUGUAAUUAAAAGCUAUCCUUUUCGCUCACUGCGUAUAUCACUAGGUGAGUCAAGGAGAACCGGCAUUCUGUACGGAUAUCCUAAGCUCGCUUCU